AGACAGCUGAAGUAAACACUACAGCAGCUCCUAUGAGCCUGUUGUUCCCUCCUCUUCUCUUCUCUAACUACAGUGAGCACAGACACAAUGGCAGCUUUACGUGCAGCUAAACAAGCUCUGAGAAAAGAGAUAAAGCGACGUGUUGCUGCUGUGACUGACCAAGAGAAACACCGACAGUCUCUAGCGGUUUCACAGAAGCUGUUCAAACACCCCAAGUACGUGUCCUGUAAGAGGAUUGCAGUGUUCCUCAGCAUGCAUGAUGAAGUGCGCACUGAGGAAAUCAUCAAAGAUGCGUUUAAAGGAGGUAAAAGCUGCUUCAUCCCCAGAUAUGAAAGCAAGAGCAGCCAUAUGGACAUGUUGAAGCUCAACAGUCUGCACGACAUGGAGACGCUGCCUCUGACAUCCUGGAACAUCCAACAGCCUGCUGACAAUGAUAACAGCAGAGAGGAAGCACUGGCUGGAGGAGGUCUGGACCUGAUCCUGAUGCCAGGCCUAGGUUUUGACAGGUCAGGGAAUCGUCUGGGACGGGGGAAGGGCUUCUAUGACACCUACCUGGAGCGCUGCAUUAAACACCCCAAAGGAAAGCCUUACACCAUCGCCCUGGCCUACAAAGAGCAGCUAUGUCAGGAAAUCCCCGUCGAUGACAACGAUGUGCUCAUAGAUGAAGUCCUGUAUGAGGACAAUGAGUAGCUGGUGGUCAAUGAACUCCUAACUGACUAUAUUUACAUGCCAAAGCCAGUUUAAGCUGGUUCAGUUAGAUUUUUAGAAAUCUUCUCCUCCUUCUAACCUCAAUGAAUCAUCCAGAAUCUAUGAAUUAAAUGCUCACUUCAGGAGGGUUACUGGACAUCACAUGUCUCCUCACACACAGUGGUGGCUUCAAGUUUCCACAUCACACUUGUUUAAGUUGCAGACUGGACCAUGAUUGGUUCCAAACUAGCUGUGAUGUCACAAACCAUGCUCCUAAGUAUACACCUUGAACUCAGACUUAAGGUGAAAACAGCCCUCUAGUGCCAAGCAUUCACCUGAGGGAACAGUAAGAACAACAUACAAACAUGUUUGAACAAGACACGCCUUACUUUUUUAUGCUCAGACUAUUCAAAAUAAAUACAACUCUAUGAAACUUUAUUUUUGCAACUUAAUAUGAUGAGGAUGAAAUGAUGCUAAUGAAUUCUCAUCAACUGAGUUUGCAGUAAUUACUUCAAAGUAUUGUAAUUGCAGUAGAUGCAGAAGUCAGACUGAAUUACAUAUAUUGUAAAAUGGAUCCGUUAGCGGGAUUUAUUUUUUUAAUCAGCUGAAUCAGUCAGACUCAACCACCUUAAAUGUUCUCCUGCACAGGUUUAGUAAAGUCAUCAUUCUCGGGUGAGCAGGACCUAACAAAGCUCACUGCCUUAGCUUGUGUCUCUGAAAAGGUGUUUGACUUUAAUCUUUAUACAUUGUGAUUCAUCAGCAUAAAACAUGCUGAUUUGAAAUGUGAAUUUCUAACAUGAUACAGUCACUCACGUCUCUGAAAUAAUCUGUUGCAUGGCAUAAUAUAUUUUAUCAUUCCGAAAGAAGAAAUAAAAACUGGUGGAAAAAGUCAUAA
Molecule: messenger RNA, 1582 nt
Organism: Scomber scombrus (Atlantic mackerel)
Lineage: Eukaryota; Metazoa; Chordata; Actinopteri; Scombriformes; Scombridae
Gene: mthfs
Product: 5,10-methenyltetrahydrofolate synthetase (5-formyltetrahydrofolate cyclo-ligase)
Exons: 3
Coding region: 88-690 (200 amino acids)
Biological process (GO): folic acid-containing compound biosynthetic process; tetrahydrofolate interconversion
Cellular component (GO): mitochondrion
Molecular function (GO): 5-formyltetrahydrofolate cyclo-ligase activity
Source: RefSeq, a predicted model, not a curated record